AGAACAUGGGGCUGGCCUUGGAGGAGGGAGAGCAGCAUGGCAAUUUGGACUGUAAUUCACUCACUGACCGACUCCCCGGAGCAGAGAACACGCUGCUCUGACUCCCGCCGACCCUCAUUCAGUGGAAGCCUCGUGGUUGAGCCUGACCGGCAUCAGGCGGCUCACCGGCCCGCGAGGAAGAACGAAGCCAGCCAACCGAAAUAGUGGGAAGACAAUCUGAGUUGCUAAUAAGGGGGAAACAUGUCGGCGGUAAAAAAGAGAAACUCCAAUUCUUCGUUAAGCAAAGAAGAUGACCCGCAAGUGACGGAAAAGAUGUUGGGGAGCGGCGCCGUAGGAGGAGAGAACGGCGAGGAGACGGUGGUCUUAAAACAAAACAUCACCCUAAUGAACGGUGUGGCCAUCAUCGUGGGCACUAUCAUCGGCUCGGGCAUCUUCGUCACGCCGGCUGGCGUGGUCAAAGAGUGCGGCUCCGUGGGCUUGUCCCUGGUGGUGUGGGCUGUAUGCGGAGUUUUCUCCAUGGUGGGAGCUCUGUGUUACGCGGAGUUGGGGACCACCAUCACCAAGUCCGGAGGGGACUAUGCCUACAUCCUGGAGGUGUACGGCUCUCUACCGGCUUUCCUCAAACUCUGGAUUGAGCUGCUCAUCAUUCGGCCGUCGUCUCAAUAUAUCGUCGCCUACGUCUUUGCCACAUACCUCCUCAAGCCCCUGUUCCCUGUGUGCACUGUACCGGAGGACGGAGUCAAGCUUGUGGCCUGCCUUUGCAUCCUCUUGUUGACCUUUGUGAACUGCUACAGUGUGAAGGCAGCUACCAGGGUGCAGGACUUCUUUGCUGCAGCCAAGCUGCUGGCUCUCGGCCUGAUCAUCAUCAUUGGCUUUGUCAAGAUUGGCCAAGGUGACACAGAUUCACUUCUCCCGGAAAAUUCCUUUGAGGGCAGCCGAUACGAGUUUGGAAACAUUGGCCUGGCACUCUACAGUGGCUUAUUUGCUUAUGGUGGCUGGAAUUACUUGAAUUUUGUCACUGAGGAGAUGAUUGAGCCUUACAAAAACCUCCCUCGAGCCAUCAUUAUCUCUAUGCCAGUUGUGACAGCAGUGUAUGUUCUUACCAACCUGGCAUACUUCACCACCCUCACAACUGACGAGAUGAUCAACUCAGGAGCUGUGGCUGUGGAUUUUGGUGAUCGGCACCUAGGUGUGAUGGCAUGGAUCAUCCCAGUGUUUGUGGGAUUGUCCUGCUUUGGGUCUGUCAAUGGGUCUCUUUUCACAUCAUCAAGGUUAUUCUUUGUGGGUUCCCGGGAAGGUCACUUGCCCUGUCUGUUGUCAAUGAUCCACCCAACCUUGUUGACCCCACUCCCUUCUUUAAUAUUCACGUGUAUAAUGACACUGCUUUAUGCCUUCUCCAAUGACAUCUUCUCCGUCAUCAACUUCUUCAGUUUUUUCAACUGGCUCUGCAUCGCCAUGGCGAUCGUUGGGAUGAUGUACCUUCGUUAUAAGAAACCUGAGCUAGAAAGACCAAUUAAGGUAAAUAUCCUGUUGCCUGUGUCAUUUGUGCUGGCCUGCCUGUUCCUUAUCAUCGUAUCCUUCUGGAAGACACCAAAGGAGUGUGCAAUCGGUUUCGGUAUCAUUGCCACCGGAUUACCUGUCUACCUCUUUGGUGUGACAUGGAAAAACAAACCUAAGUGGCUCCUAAAUGGAAUCUUCUCAACCACGGCCUUCUGCCAGAAAGCAAUGCAGGUAGUGCCUUAGGAGCCCGGAAUACUCCAACUGUUACUGCCAUUGAGUUCUGACAUUACAGUUGAUCAACGUUAAGCCAGGAUGAUCUCUCUCACUCACCAUCUUCUCUCUCAAAUACACACAUGUGUGCACACCUGUGCAGGGUAAUGCCAAGAAUUGAUAAAGACUGACUGCUGCUCUGUUGACUGCCAAAAGUCAAUGACUAUAUGCACUUAGGAUUGUCUUUAUAUUCUUCUUGCGUUUUUUUGUUUCCCCUUUCUUAUUAAUUUCAUGUGAACAUUUUGUAUUUGUCUAAAAAAAUAUACAAACAAAGCAUAAAACCCAAGAGCUUUUUUCGUAGAACAAAUUUUAAUUAAUGUAUUGGUCUUCCGUUUAAUAACCAGCUGCAGGGAGUGAGUAAACCUUUUGAGUGUCUGGUUUGUGUGCCUAUUUAAUUAGAUUCAAACAGGAUUCGUAGUUUGGUCUGUGAGUCAACUAGAGGGCUACCUUUAUGUGUUGACCUGCAUUGCCCCUUUACACUCAUUUCUGCUUCAUUCAAGUAAAGAAAUAUGUUGAUGACACUUAUUUGUUCAUGAUCAACACUCCAAAGUGUUAAGCCCAUAUUUUUUUGUGUUCUGUCCUUAUUUAAAAUUUUGUGUGUGUGAUUAUUUCCUUGAUAUAAGAAGAGAAUGACAGAAGGGGGAUCCAUAAGCUUUUUUUUGUCUGCUGUAUAUGGUUGUAUUUCGCAGUCUGGGGGCGUAGUUGACACACAUUAUGACCUCCUAGUUUCUCUACAGUUUUUACUGGUUUUUUUUUUUUUUUUUUUAGCAAAAAAAUGUAAUUACAUUUAGUUCGAUAGCGUUAGACCUUUUCUUACUAAGGAAACCAACAAAAUUGUGCUUUACAGUGUUCCUUCUAAUGUUUAUUGUUGCCAUAGAGACAGUAUUGGUGGAUUUUAGGUGAUUAUUUUUUUGCUUUUGUUUCUUAUGUUAGGUGAGAAGCUCAUGGGAAAACUAACUUGUGUAGGUCUGUAGAUAUUUAUUUAUUAUUUUUUUUAGCAAACACUGUCCGUUAAUAUUAAUCUACUUGGUUUACAGUGCAUUUUAUGGAACGUGCUUUCCAAAUAAAUGCUGAGACUUUUUUCUCCUCCA
Molecule: messenger RNA, 2861 nt
Organism: Corythoichthys intestinalis (scribbled pipefish)
Lineage: Eukaryota; Metazoa; Chordata; Actinopteri; Syngnathiformes; Syngnathidae
Gene: slc7a5
Product: solute carrier family 7 member 5
Exons: 10
Coding region: 241-1743 (500 amino acids)
Biological process (GO): amino acid transmembrane transport; neutral amino acid transport
Cellular component (GO): membrane
Molecular function (GO): L-amino acid transmembrane transporter activity; neutral L-amino acid transmembrane transporter activity
Source: RefSeq, a predicted model, not a curated record